UUCCGCAUUCCUGGCUAAACUGUCAGCGAAAGCACACGUUGAGGAGACAGCUAGCUAGCUAGCAACCUCCGAAAGGAACCAAAGACCAACCCCAAGAGAAUACGAGAACGCCAAAACAAGGAUGCCUUAUAUUCUCAUCAGCACUCAGAUCCGACUGGAGACUGGUCCUACCAUGGUCGGAGAUGAGUAUUCUGAUCCAGAAAUAAUGAACUAUCUGGGAGCCAGAAAGACAACAGUAUUGGGCAACAACUUUUCAGAGUACCAUGUGGAUGACCCACCUCGUAUGGUUCUGGACAAGCUGGAGAAGAUUGGGUUCCGUGUGGUAACCAUGACAGGGGUGGGGCAGACGCUGGUGUGGUGCCUACACAAGGAGACCCCGUGAUCUGAUCUAGGUCCGACAUUAACUCUGAGAAUGUCGCUCAGCAUGGAGCAUAAAGACUGAGGGAAGCCAGCCGAGCAUUAGCUCUGGGGCUCCAACUUCUGAACAUAUAUUGCUGUAUUAUAUUAAUGUAUUCAUCCUGCCAUUUCUCACUUCUUGGAUGAUCUUAGAACUGAAUGGAGGAACCCACGAUAUGGUACAUGAGCACUGUGUUUUUUACAGACUUACAGUUACAUGUGAAUAGAGACAAAGGUCAAAAGCCGCAUUCAGUAUUACCACACAAUCCAAAUUUUCCUGCUUCUCGGUUUUUAGGUGCAAAGUCUCUUCAUUGAAUAAAUUCCAGAUAGAA
Messenger RNA from Anguilla anguilla (European eel), 728 nucleotides. RefSeq names its product GTP cyclohydrolase I feedback regulator (gene gchfr). The record is from RefSeq and is a predicted model, not a curated record. The transcript is spliced from 3 exons. NCBI's taxonomy places the organism in Eukaryota, Metazoa, Chordata, Actinopteri, Anguilliformes, Anguillidae. Gene Ontology annotation, biological process: negative regulation of biosynthetic process. Gene Ontology annotation, cellular component: cytoplasm; nucleus. Bases 122 to 382 code for a protein of 86 amino acids. Gene Ontology annotation, molecular function: GTP cyclohydrolase binding.